Molecule: messenger RNA, 2046 nt
Organism: Colletotrichum truncatum
Lineage: Eukaryota; Fungi; Ascomycota; Sordariomycetes; Glomerellales; Glomerellaceae
Source: RefSeq, a predicted model, not a curated record
AUGGACGGCCCGUCUGGCAACGACACCAGCAAUGGCAGCGGAUUUGACCUGGCAGUCCCGACGAACCCAAACCCUACAUUCCCGCUACCGCCGUUAAGAAAGCUGGACGACCCUAAUAUUGUCCUCUUCUUGGUCGGCAUCAUUCUUCCCCAUGCAAUCUGCACCUUUUUCAUCAUCAGCCGCAUUAUUUCGCGGCUGUGGGUGAUCCGAAAAUGGUUCAUCGACGACACCCUCAUCAUCCUCGCAUGGCUCUUCUCCACCGCCCUCUGUGUCGUCUACAGCAUCACCGCCGAGACGCCCUCGUUAUUGUUGGCCCCGAAUGAGGCAACGCUGCAAAGGGAUACUAACCCAUACAUUAUGCGCACUUACCUGGGUCUGAUCUACUACCAAGUCUGCCUCAGCCUCACGAAAUUGUCCAUCCUUUCCUUCUAUCUGCGAAUCUUUGUCUCCCGACCGAAGGAACGUCGCCUGGCAUGGGGGACAAUCACAUUUGUGGUGCUGUACAGCAUUCCGAUGAUGCUCAUGAGCUCCUUGCAGUGCUACCCAGUGAAGGGUCAGUUCUUUGGCAAGCCCAUGUUGUGUUUUGGCUUCCCCGAGCUGCUCAUCUCAAGUGCGAGUCUGCACUCCGCCACAGACUUGUGGCUGAUCGUCAUGGUCAUUCCGUGCGUUGUGAAGCUGGAUUUGCCUAAGAGGCAGAAGGUUGCCCUUGCUCUGGUAUUGAGCCUCGGCAUCUUCGUCAUUGCUGCGAGUAUGGUUCGUUUGCAACUCAGCCUGCAUCGACAUUAUAGGCCAAACAGCGAGGGUGCCACGAACACGUUGACCUUCUUCGUCAUGACCAUCCUUGAGUGUGACCUGGCUCUCAUCUGCGCCAGCGCGCCGACCCUCCGUCCGUUCCUGGGCAAGGUCUUCCCCGCAUUCAUAAAUGCCACAAAGAGGAGGUCAAUGGACCCGGGCGCUCUCAGAAGCGACAGCUUUGACCUAACCAGUCUCACAUACGAGGGGUACCCGUGGGGAAACCCAGGUGUACCGCCACCAAGAAGCAAAGAUGGUAGUGUUGUAAGCCACUUGAACAACCCACGAAUGCCACCGCCCGUACCUCCUCUCCCGAUGUCACAGAAGACAAAGGCGCCGCCGCCACCACCUCUGAACUUGAAGGGUGCUGUGUUGGGUUCAUCGCCUCGGCUCGGUGGCGCGCCUCUCACAGGAGACGGCAGGCCAAUGCUCGGCGAGGUAUGGGAAGCCAGACGGACCUCAUCUAUAUAUUCCAACGAGCAUCAUUACGCAAACAGCUCCGAGUACUCACCGACGCACAUUGAACCCCCUCUGCCAAAGUCUAUCUACUCCCACGACCAUUACAGCGGCAGCUCCGAGUACUCACCGACGCACGUUGAACCCCCUCUGCCAAAGACUAUGAGGUUGAGCCUCGGUCCUGAGAUAGGGAACUUGGGGAGCUUCAUGACCGAAGCAAGGGAUCUGACGGCGAGCCACUCUAAUCGUGCUAGCACGAGCUUUGUGCCCGAGGGAAGGGACUUGAAUGGCGGUAACUAUAACCGUGCCAGCACCAGCUUCAUGAAUGAAGGGAAAGAUUUCGCAGACGACCGUUAUAACCGUGCCAGCACCAGCUACAUGAACGAAGGGAAGGACUUCUCAGACGGCAGUUAUUACCGCGCUAGCACUAGUUACACUUCCGAAGGGAAGGACUAUCCAGACGAGAACUAUAACCGUGCCAGCACCAGCUUCACUUCAGAAGGGAGGGACCUUACCAGCCAUCAAAACCGUGCUAGCACGAGUUUCGUAAACGAAGGGAACAAUAACCUGACAGUCGGCUACCAUAACCGUUAUAGUACGAGCUACAUAACCGAACCAGGCGGACGCCAGAACCGUCUUAGCUCGAUGUCGGGCCUCAGCGGAGCUACAUAUACUGUUGGCAGAUUUGCCGGUAGUGCCAGGGACGACAGUAGAAGAUUGACGAUGGAUAUACCCCAGGAAAGGGAUAGGAGGAUCCCUCCUCCCAGGCCGAAGCGGCCAGAUGAUCCGACAUUGUAG